ACCAAUCAAACGAGGGGACCCCUGGCCCAGUCGGCCAAUCGUGCCAGAGAAGGGGGUAUAAAUACUAAAGUUGUCACCUGUCAGAGCUGGGCUACCCCUUCAUUUGGUGGACAGGAUCUGAUCCCGGGAUCUGUUACUUCUUUCUUUUCUCCUAAGCAGACGGAGCGAGAACCGCAAUCAUGGCGAAGAACCACCAUAACGACUACAAAAUGAAGUUCUCCACGGAGGCAGAGUUCCCUGAUCUCUCCAAACACAACAACCACAUGGCCAAGGUGCUGACCAAGGACAUCUACGGCAAGCUGAGGGGCAAGUCCACCCCCAGCGGCUUCACCCUGGAUGACAUCAUCCAGACCGGUGUUGACAACCCUGGUCACCCCUUCAUCAUGACCGUGGGCUGCGUUGCCGGUGAUGAGGAGUCCUACGAGGUCUUCAAGGACCUGCUGGACCCAGUCAUCUCCGACCGUCACGGUGGAUACAAACCCACCGACAAGCACAAGACCGACCUGAACUUCGAGAACCUGAAGGGUGGUGACGACCUGGACCCCAACUACGUGCUGUCCAGCCGUGUGCGUACCGGCCGCAGCAUCAAGGGAUUCACCCUGCCCCCCCACAACAGCCGCGGCGAGCGCAGAGGCAUCGAGAAGUUGUCCAUCGAGGCCCUGGCCAGCCUGGAAGGCGAGUUCAAGGGAAAGUACUACCCCCUGACCGGCAUGACCGAUGCCGAGCAGGACCUGCUCAUCGCUGACCACUUCCUGUUUGACAAGCCCGUGUCCCCCCUGCUGACCUGCGCCGGCAUGGCCCGUGACUGGCCCGACGGCAGAGGCAUCUGGCACAACGACCAGAAGUCCUUCUUGGUCUGGGUGAAUGAGGAGGAUCAUCUGCGUGUCAUCUCCAUGCAGAAGGGAGGCAACAUGAAGGAGGUUUUCAGACGCUUCUGCGUUGGUCUGCAGAAGAUUGAGGAGAUCUUCAAGAAGCACAACCACGGCUUCAUGUGGAACGAGCAUCUGGGCUACAUCCUGACCUGCCCCUCCAACCUGGGAACCGGCCUGCGCGGCGGCGUGCACGUCAAGCUGCCCAAGCUCAGCACACACGCCAAGUUCGAGGAGAUCCUGCACAGGCUGCGUCUGCAGAAGCGUGGCACAGGUGGCGUGGACACGGCCUCCGUGGGCGGCGUGUUCGACAUCUCCAACGCUGACCGUCUGGGCUCCUCCGAGGUGUCCCAGGUGCAGCUGGUGGUGGACGGCGUGAAGCUGAUGGUGGAGAUGGAGAAGAAGCUGGAGAAGGGAGAGGCCAUCGACGGCAUGAUCCCCGCCCAGAAGUAAAGUGGACAGCCGACCCACGACUGGAUGAAUGUCUGACAUGUAGCCUUGUUGUAAAGUUGUCUUACUGGUUUCGACCUGGCGGCUACUUUCUACUUCUUUUUGUCAAAUGGCACUACUUUUUUCCGGCUCUUUCCUUUCUUACCUCCGUUUACCUUUUUUUUUUGCUUUUGGUUCCUCUAACUUUCACCAUCUUCUCUGUAACAUCCUGGGAUCAAUCCAUGCAUAGUCUGGUCGUGGCUAUGUGAAAACACCGAAGGAUUUUUUUUUUGUUGUUAUAAAAUAUAACUGGACUAUUAAACAAAGCCCCAUGUAACAAA
Molecule: messenger RNA, 1639 nt
Organism: Cololabis saira (Pacific saury)
Lineage: Eukaryota; Metazoa; Chordata; Actinopteri; Beloniformes; Belonidae
Gene: ckmb
Product: creatine kinase, muscle b
Exons: 9
Coding region: 180-1322 (380 amino acids)
Biological process (GO): phosphocreatine biosynthetic process
Molecular function (GO): creatine kinase activity
Source: RefSeq, a predicted model, not a curated record